Molecule: messenger RNA, 2197 nt
Organism: Betta splendens (Siamese fighting fish)
Lineage: Eukaryota; Metazoa; Chordata; Actinopteri; Anabantiformes; Osphronemidae
Exons: 7
Coding region: 922-1926 (334 amino acids)
Biological process (GO): cell surface receptor signaling pathway
Molecular function (GO): transmembrane signaling receptor activity
Source: RefSeq, a predicted model, not a curated record
UGUUGCCAGAUUUUUGACAUUUUUGACAUUAAACAAUGAUGAGCGUCAUUAUAUUGACGCUCAUCAUUGUUUGUAUCCAGCAUCGCGGAAAAAGUGAAGAUGAGCAAACUGAACCGUGUAACGGUACGUCGGCUGUUUCGGUAUUAAACGUUCAGAACUUGUAAAUACUCUCCGCUACUCGUUUCCUGGGUCGCAGUGACGUCACGUCUCCUAGAAUCGUAAUAAACAACCGUAAUGAUGUAACUCGUCGAUCUUAAUCUUCUUUAAAGCCGAUGAUCUGCGACUCAUUAAAGCGGCUUCAUGUUUGUUCUGCUCAGUAUUUACUGUAAGAAAUGAAUAAACUGACGCUUAGUGACGUUUCCUUCACUGCUCUGACUUGUUUUGGUUCCGUGGACUCAUAAAGUGGAUCAAUGAGUAAAAUGAAGCAAACAAACAGUGACUGAACUUAACACCUGAAUGAACGGCUGAAGUGAUGAAAACCGUCCAGCAGAGGGCGCUCUAACACCACCACAGAUCGUCCGGACCUUUUUGUCCUGACCCGGUUCUGCUGGCUCCUCCCUGUGGGUCCUGGUGCUGCUUAGUGUCUCUUCAUAUGCAUCCUGCUGAACCGACCGCUCAGCGUGUGCUGUCUCCACCUCUGACCCUGUGACCCUACGAGCAGAAGCUGCCAUGAUGGAUGACGGCACCGACCGGAGCAGAACCUUUUACAUGGACCCAGACCCACAUGUCUGUGUGUGGAGCGCUGACCCGUGUGUCAUGACGUGGAGCUGCUGCUUGGUUCAGAUGGACCGACGGGACCCGGCCCAUCACGUGUGUGUAACAUGGCUGGUGUGAGCGGAGGCAGAGCUGAAGGCGCUCACACUCAGGAAGUGGAGCAGCUGCAGCGAGGAAGAAGCUGAGCUCUGAUCAGAGCCUCGUAGGAUGGAGCCGACGCGUCUUCACUGGCUGCUGGUGGCGGUUCCUCUGCUGUGCAGCACAACGGACCAAGCUCGUCUCACUGUGAGUCCCAGCAGGUCCCAGUUCUUUAAACACGAGUCUGUGUCUCUGAGCUGUGAGGACGACGGAUCUGGAGGAACGAGACUGAGGAGGAACACCAGCAGAAAAUAUAUGGCUUCAUGUGGAGAUGAAUGGGGAAAAUCAUCUGGUUCCUCCUGUCACAUCAGCUACAUUGAAGUAUGGGACAGUGGAGUUUACUGGUGCGAGUCCAGCUCUGCCUCCAGCAGCAGCAGCAGCAGCAGCAGCAGCAGCAGCAGCAGCAGCAGCAGCAGCAGCAUCAACAUCAGUGUCUCUGGUGGAUCAGUGAUCCUGCAGAGUCCUGUCCUCCCUGUGAUGGAGGGACAUGAUGUCACUCUGCACUGUCAAACAAAGAGCCCUCCCUCCAAGCUCCCAGCUGAUUUCUAUAAAGAUGGCUCCCUCAUCAGGACUGAGCCUACAGGUCACAUGACCAUCCACCGUGUCACCAAGUCUGAUGAAGGAGCCUAUAAAUGCAGCAUCCAGGCUGGUGGAGAGUCUGCGUCCAGCUGGAUGCUGGUCUCAGAGAAGCUCGUCUCCACGUCUCCUCCUCUGAACUCUUCCACUGACUCGUCUUCUGGGUCGACGCCUUCAGAACUGGCGCCUCCUCCGUCCUCCGUGUUGUUGUUUGUUCCGUUGGUCUUCUCUCUGGUUCUGCUCUUUGUCCUGGUUCUGCUGGCGGUGCGAUGUGACUGGAGGAAGCGGAGGCUUCAGACACAGAGUCCUGUGUUGUUCACUGUGGAGGUAAAAGCAGCCGAGGACGACGUGGAGGAGCGUCUCACAUACAGCGACGUCAGCUUCCUGCAGUCUGAAGCCGCUGCGACCAGGCUGAGCACAGACUUCUCACCAGAGACGGGCGUCGUCUACUCCUCACUGAGCUCCAGCUUCACAGCUUCUCACCCCUUCACCCACUGACUGAACCGACCUGCUGGUCCUUCAGGUUCAUCCUGUGCUACUAGUUGAGUCUCUGACCCGGUAAAACCUCGUCUCCGUCGUCUCUGCGGUUCAGUUUCACGCAGCUCUGACUGGAACAUGUGCCCUGCUCUAGUUUACGGUGGCGCCUGCACCACUUUGCACUGAAGACACAAACCACAGCUGCAGCCUGUGAGCGGCGUGGACAUCACCUCAGGCUUCCUCUGUAACUGGGUCUGAGCCUUCCCUCAAUAAAGACAAUACUUCAACUGUC